UCAACGCCAUCUUGGGGGUGUUUCUUUCCCGUGUUGUUUUUUCUUUGUGUUGCGUUUGUCGAAUUCGCUGCUGCUGCUGCUGCUCGCGCGUUACUUGCUUCUUCUUCCACGUUACUUCGCGCUUCUCUCUCACCGAUGAUGAUUCAGAACUCUCGAUGUUAACUCGUAUUUGUUUUCUGAGAAAACUACGGGGAUGAGAUAAAGAAACGCGACUCUGUGUAGAGGUUAGAAAACACUUGUCGCACCGCAACGAUGGAUCUGUCAAAAAUACCAAACGAGAAGAAAUUGUAUCUCUGCAAAUGGUAUUUCCGCGCUGGGUUUGCUCUACUGCCAUUUUUAUGGGCUGUGAAUGCAAUUUGGUUCUCAAAAGAGGCAUUUGUUGCGCCACCUUAUGAAGAACAGAAGCAAAUAAAAAAAUAUGUGAUUCUUUCUGGUAUAGGAGCGGUUAUUUGGACAGCUAUCUUAUUAGCUUGGAUAAUUACCUUUCAAGCUCAGAGAGCUGCAUGGGGUGAAAUUGCUGAUUACAUCAGCUACAUCAUUCCCACUGGUAUUCCUUGAUGAUUUUAAUAGUCAAUAGUUUUUUUUUUUUUAUUUUUAUUGUUACAAUAUUUAUUAUAAAAGUUUUAUAUAUUAAGGACUUACAUAUAAGUGUACAUCACACGUAAGCGUUUCUGCUUCUCUAAAAAUAUUUUGUAUCUAGCACAUAUUUAAAAAAAUUAUAUUUCUGAUACAUAUGGCGUAUA
Pseudomyrmex gracilis is the source of this 743-nucleotide messenger RNA. It is a transcript of the gene pen-2, whose product is annotated as gamma-secretase subunit pen-2. Lineage: Eukaryota; Metazoa; Arthropoda; Insecta; Hymenoptera; Formicidae. Gene Ontology annotation, cellular component: gamma-secretase complex. The record is from RefSeq and is a predicted model, not a curated record. The coding region runs from base 253 to 558 and encodes 101 amino acids. Gene Ontology annotation, biological process: Notch receptor processing. The transcript has 3 exons.